Lolium perenne is the source of this 997-nucleotide messenger RNA. RefSeq names its product transcription factor WRKY19. Gene Ontology annotation, cellular component: nucleus. NCBI's taxonomy places the organism in Eukaryota, Viridiplantae, Streptophyta, Magnoliopsida, Poales, Poaceae. The record is from RefSeq and is a predicted model, not a curated record. Gene Ontology annotation, molecular function: DNA-binding transcription factor activity; transcription cis-regulatory region binding. Gene Ontology annotation, biological process: regulation of DNA-templated transcription.
CACCACACUCAUCAUCAUCAUCGAAACAAAGCAUCCAACCACACGCACGCACAGGCUCACGCGAUUGAUCGGCUAGGCGCACAUCCGACGGAGGGCAGGUCAUGGAGGACACGGCACUGGCGUCGGAACUCGACCGGCUACAGGCCAUGGCGAGGGAGCUGAAGGCGAGCGUCGUGGACAAGAACACGCCGGCCGCCGCGCGGGAGCUCUGCGGCGAGCUGGCCGCGUCCGUCGACAGGGCUGUCCGCCUCGCCGGAAAUGGCAAUGCCAAGAACAGCGGCCAUCCGAGGAACAGCAGCAAGAAGUCCACCGCGGCGGCGAAGGUGAGGAAGCAGGUGCGGGUGGCGUCGAUGCAGGACACGGCACCGCUCGACGACGGGCUCAGCUGGCGGAAGUACGGCCAGAAGGACAUCCUCGGCGCCCCGUACCCGCGGGCCUACUUCCGGUGCACGCACCGGCACACGCGGGGCUGCCAGGCCACCAAGCAGGUGCAGCGCGCCGCCGCCGACCCGCUGCUCUUCGACGUCGUGUACCACGGCGACCACACCUGCGCCCAGGCCCCCGCGCUCUCGCUCCUAAGCGCAGAGCAGCAGCAUGCCUUCGGCCAGCAGGAACAGGACUCGCCGGCUGCAGCGCCGGAAGGAAUUCUUCAAUGGCCAUUAGAGCCCGUGACGCCACCCGGUGCCAUCGACGGCUGGACCUCACCGGCAGGCUCCUGGUACCAGCAUGCCGGUAGCUACGGCUACGCCGCGGGUGCCGGCCUUGGAACUGACAUGGACUUCGAGGCUCAGCUCGACGAGUUCUUGAACCCGACCAAGUUUUUCCAACCAGAGAUUCACAGCCUGUAGGCAUCGCGGCUAGUAUUGUACUUUACUCGCACUAGUGUUAGAAUUAGAUUCAGACUAUUACUCGCGUCACCACUAUGGACGUACUAUCACUGUUACUCAGGAUUGCAGCACCUACUCCUCCAUAAUAACUCCAAUAUAUUAUGGAUCAA